UGUCCAAUUUUUUUUUUUUUUUCCACUUUUCAUCCAAACGGGGGUUGCAUCACAGUGGGCCAUGCUGGGCUGUGCAGCCGCUGCUGGUGGCAACGCUUCCUCUGUUCGCUUUCUGCAGCUCCUUGCCUUGGAAAAUUCCAGCGUUUAACACAGGGAUUAUAUGUCACCACUGCUGAAAUCAUAGACAGAGUCCACUUAAUUUGCUGCGAGCAUGAGAUGGCCAGAGAGAAGGGGAGCUGCCUUGCAUUCCCCGGUAUAAAGACAGGAUUGAAAAAGAGCUCUGGAACUUUCUCCAGAACUAACUGGACACAAGAAAACAAAUAUGAAAAAAAGAUGCUUCCAUUGUUCUCAUGGCGCAGGAAAUUUCAAGAUCUGGUUGGUGUGAAACAGCACCUGUGGCUGAAAGUCAGCAGGAGGGAAAGAUGUCUACUGCAUCCAAUCUGACACAGAUCCUGGAAGACAUCUUCCAAAAGAUUUUUAUUACUUAUAUGGAGAACUUGCAAAGGAACACGACAGCUGAGCAAGAGGCCCUGCAAGCCAAAGUGGAUGCUGAGAAUUUUAACUACGUCAUCCUGUACCUGAUGGUGAUGAUUGGCAUGUUCUCCUUCAUCAUCGUGGCCAUCCUGGUGAGCACGGUGAAAUCCAAGCGGCGAGAACAUUCCAAUGACCCCUACCACCAGUACAUCGUGGAUGACUGGCAUCAGAAGUAUAAGAGCCAAAUCUUGAAUCUGGAAGACUCAAGGGCCACCGUGCAUGAGAACACUGGGGCGGCAGGGUUCAAAAUGUCUCCUUGAUAAAUGGUGUUGCAGAGCCCCAACAGCCGACAUCCAGAGAGGGAGGGAGCAAAUCCAGAUU
This is a messenger RNA of Talpa occidentalis (Iberian mole), 855 nucleotides long. RefSeq names its product potassium voltage-gated channel subfamily E regulatory subunit 2 (gene KCNE2). Lineage: Eukaryota; Metazoa; Chordata; Mammalia; Eulipotyphla; Talpidae. Gene Ontology annotation, biological process: ventricular cardiac muscle cell action potential; regulation of ventricular cardiac muscle cell membrane repolarization; potassium ion export across plasma membrane. The record is from RefSeq and is a predicted model, not a curated record. Gene Ontology annotation, cellular component: membrane. Bases 351 to 794 code for a protein of 147 amino acids. Gene Ontology annotation, molecular function: transmembrane transporter binding; potassium channel regulator activity; voltage-gated potassium channel activity involved in ventricular cardiac muscle cell action potential repolarization. The transcript has 3 exons.